CCCCGUACGAAACCCCGCCCAGGUAGCGCCCAUUCAGCCGACACUGCCGCUGCACACAUGGCUAGCUGUUAGCUUAAGACUUUUUAGGACAUUGUGAUAGUAGUCGGAACCCAGAGAGCAUUAACUUCAACGCCGACCACUUUUUAAAACUGAGGGCCUGACCUUAAAUCCGGGAUGUGCUCGGUCGUCGGCUGUGAUUCAGGCCGUCGCGGUGCGCAAAGGUUCAAGUUACCGGAGGAUCCGGAGAGGAGACUGGAGUGGGUCCAGUUCCUCUUCGAAGUCAACGGGCAGCGACUCAAAGAAUCGUGCUGGACUGAUAUCACAAUUUGUCUUGAACACUUUACUGAUGGUUGUUUUGUAAAUCCGAGUCUGACUGGCACGGUCCAACUAAAGUGUAGCGCUGUCCCAUCCCUGUGUAUCAAGUCUGAGCAUGAGGAGCCAUGUCAGGAGGAAGUGAAAACAGAAGCUGCAUUUCAGUGUGAUCAACUUAAGAGCUGUAAUAGUCCAUCUACCUAUUUUGAAGAAUCGGGACGAACUUCAGUAGCUGCCCCAGAAAGCCCAGUGCCAAGUGAUACUUCAGAUGUUUCCAUGCCUGAUUAUGGCCAGAUGCUACAAAACGUUGUGAACAUUGAUAUGAUAAGGGAAAAAGCUGCACUUCUACAGAUGAAAGGGAAGUAUGUCGUGAAUGAAAGCCAACUCCUCCAGUUGUUCGGGCGCAAGUGCCCGUUAUGUGGUUCUAAAGUAAAGGUGGAGAAGGUCACCUGUGGGGUGCUCCUCAUCUUGAACCAACAGUGCCUUCAGUGUGCGUACAGAAACCAGUGGAAAAGCCAAGUCAAUGCCAGCGUCCCAACAGCUGAAGAUCAACACCUGACAGGAGGUAUAGACGUGACUCUAGAGACCCAGACAGUGUCAACAGAUCACGACCACAGCACUAUCACACGUGUCUCUGAUGUUGCUGCUGCUACCAAUGAGGAGAGUGAUCCCAUGUGUGAAACGGAGGAGUCGGGUGAUGAAGGUGAUUCAGACGAAGAUUGGAAUCCAGUGGAGCUUUCAUCGGGUAACGAGCUUCUUAAUGAUGAAUCUGAUGAGGAGGAAAGCGAUUACGAAGGUGAUUAUUCUUACUUUGCCACCCAUCACAGGGAGCUCUGCGCAGAUUGCGGGAUGUUUUUCAGCAAACGGUGGCCUCACACGUGUGAGCACAAAAGUAAACCCUAUCCUUGCAACAUUUGUGGAAAAAGAUGUGUUAGUGAGGUCGCUCUCAACUCUCACAGCAGAAUCCAUGAUGCAAACUAUGAGCAUCAGUGUAAAUACUGCCACGUUACAUUCAAAACAAAGGUGGACAAAAUCACUCACCAGCAGAUCCAUCUAACUGAAGGAAAGCCCUACAAGUGUCCCGACUGUUCAGAGACAUUUGCCUCAAAUAAGGAUCGCAGAAUACACCUUGUGGAUCACAGAGGCCCCCAGCAGUUAAAAUGUGACAUCUGUGGGAUUGAAUUUAACCGCCAUGGGCCUCUCAAGAGACACUUAUCUGUGCACACGGGAGUGAAGCCGUUUAAAUGUUCGGUGUGCAAACGUGGCUUCAACCAGGCGAGCCACCUGAAAUCCCACAUGCGUCUGCACACAGGGGAGAGGCCCUACAAGUGUCAGCAUUGCGACAAAAGCUUCAACCACAACGUGAGCUUGAAGAGUCACGUCCAGCGCUACCACACACCGGGCUCUGGAUGUGCACGGAAGAAGGGUAAAAAAAAAAAAACUGUGGGCGACACCGUUGAUGCUCAGGAGAAUGAGAACCAGAAAGGGACAAACUCGGGGCAUGACAAUGUAGACGAAGAACAUGACGAGGAAGAGACGGUGCAAAAGGAGAGAACAAAUAUGCCAAAAAAGAAGAAAAGGAGGAGCACAGGUAGACCCAUAGGAAGGCCGAAGAGAAAUGCAGAAAGCCAGCGUUCAAAAACUAUGACUGCCAAAGUAAAGGGGCGCAAGUUAAAGAGAACACAUUACAGUGAUGAAGAAAGUGAGGAUGAGCCGACCGCAAGUGAAAUAUCUUUUGACCCAACAGAGGAGGAAGAGGAGAGGAGUGACAAAGCGACAUCGAACACAAGCAGAUCAAGAGGAAGGGCAAAAGUUUCUGACAUGGACUCUGAUUCUGACCCAAAAGACCCAAAGAAAAAGAGGUACAGCAGCCAGAGCAGUGAAAAGAGCUCAGAGACACGCAGGGGACGACCAAGACAGAAUCAAGUAGUUGAAGACAUUUGAAGAAGAUACUGAGUAGAGCAUUUAUUAUGAGUGUCAUAAAGAACUGGACCGUUUUCUGUGACAUAUUUGAUAUUGCACACUUAUCAAUUGUCUUUGUGUGUGACACAAUGUCCAGUUGAUUUCAAGAUACUUUUGAAUCAUGUUAACUGAUGUGUGUAGCAUGGGAAAACUGGGUAAAAUCAGAUUAAACUGGGUUGAUGUUAA
Micropterus dolomieu (smallmouth bass) is the source of this 2460-nucleotide messenger RNA. RefSeq names its product zinc finger and BTB domain-containing protein 24-like. The transcript is spliced from 5 exons. The record is from RefSeq and is a predicted model, not a curated record. Gene Ontology annotation, biological process: regulation of transcription by RNA polymerase II. Bases 175 to 2256 code for a protein of 693 amino acids. NCBI's taxonomy places the organism in Eukaryota, Metazoa, Chordata, Actinopteri, Centrarchiformes, Centrarchidae. Gene Ontology annotation, molecular function: RNA polymerase II cis-regulatory region sequence-specific DNA binding; DNA-binding transcription factor activity.